AUGAAGUCGGUGUCGCUGCUGCUGCUCUCGGCCAUCGCGCUGGCGCUUGCCAAGCGCCCGCAGAGCAUUGCCUUUUCGUGGCCGGAAGGCGACGACAAGAAGCACUACGACCCCGAUAUGGCGCCCGAGACGCAACACAUCCCGCUCGACCCGAUGGACGCGGCGCUGCGCCCGCCGCCGCCACGCGUGUCGGCGACGCCCGACAUCUUUGUGGGCCUCUCGACGUUCCGCGACGGGCACCGGUGUGGCUACACGCUCUUUACGGGCUUCAAGCGCGCCGUGCACCCCGACCGCCUCUACUUUGGCGUCGUCGACCAGGUCAACCCCGGCGACCUCCGGUGCUUGGACGAAUAUUGCAAGAUGGCCAAUGCCGAAUGGCCCGAAGAAGAGUGCAAGUACAAGGCGCAGAUCAAGAUUGACGAGCGCCUCGCCGACGACUCGCGCGGCCCGACGUACGCGCGCCACUACCAGCAAAAGCUGGUCGGCGACCAAGAGUUUUGCCUCCAGCUGGAUGCGCACUCGCUCCCGCACCUCUGCACAACCAUGCGCGGCGGCAACGGCUGCGUCCGCAACGUAGGCGCGAGCAUGAUGCAGCGCCCCGAGAUGCCGCAGAUGCAGGCGCUCUGGGGCGCAGGCCUCUCGUUUGGCAAGUGCCACGCCGAGAAGCGCGUGCUUAUCGACUCGCACACGCUGUGGAUGUUUGACGGCGAGGAAUUCCUCCGCGCGUCGCACCUCUGGACGUACGGCUACGACAUGUACUCGCCCAGCACGGGCGGCACGGUCGUGUACCACAACUACACGAGCGUCCCCGCACGCUUUGAGCACGUUCAGGUAGACCAAGCGCGCAAGACGGAGGAAGAAAAAAUGGGUGUCAACCGCUUCAAGCUAAUGGUCGGGCAGCCGUUCAAGGGCCCCGUCGACACGGAAGAGUGGGACAAAUAUGCCUUUGGCACCGUGCGUCCGUUCAAAGCAUUUCUCAACUUUUCAGGCAUUACGUUUGAGGAAGGCAAGAGCGACGAGCACUCGUGCAAGCAGCUCCACUGGGUCCCGUACACCAACCCCGCCGAAAUCGAGGCGCUCGUGCCCGGGUGGCACCUCCGCCCGAAGAAGACGCCGACACUGACGGCCGCGCCGCCACCGGUGCAAGUCCUCUCGAACGAUGAGGCUGGUGUGCGCUCGGUGACGGCUGCGCCGACGCGCCGCGAAAAGGCGCCGGACCACGGGAUCGAAGCCACGAUCUCGCUCGACCAUGUGCCGACGGUGACCGGUCCCGUGCUCUUUAUGCUCUUUGGCGUCGUGGUAUUUGGUGUCGUCAUGUACUCGAACGACGGUCUCUGGCUCAGCACGAAACGCUACUUCCGGCUGCAGCACAAGGCGCGCAACUAG
This is a messenger RNA of Saprolegnia parasitica CBS 223.65, 1386 nucleotides long. RefSeq lists its product as hypothetical. The transcript has 3 exons. The record is from RefSeq and is a predicted model, not a curated record. Lineage: Eukaryota; Oomycota; Saprolegniomycetes; Saprolegniales; Saprolegniaceae. Bases 1 to 1386 code for a protein of 461 amino acids.